UAUGCCACCUAAAAAAGAGGAAAUUGAUUUGAAUGCUUUACCUCCUCUCAAACAUCUAUGUGUCAAUAUAAGGAUUGAAGCAGCCAAAUCUAGAGCAACCAAACUACUUAACAUGCUUAAAACUUGCAAAUCAUUUUAAAAGAAUAUUCAAAGAGAUGAAAUUUUAGCUUUUUGCAAAGAAAAACAAUUAUAUGUUGAUCCUACCACUUUGACUGAUAAAUAGAAGAAGGUAAAUUAGUAUAAUAUUUUAGGAUCCUAAAUUCAUGGCUGAAAUUGCAACAGAACUUACAUCUGAAGUUAUGAAUAAAGCAUUUUAGUUAUUUAUUCAAGAUCAAGUCCUUGCUGUUCGAAAAGCUAAAUAUUUAGCUGCUUAAGCUUAAGCUGCUGAAAAAGCAGCUCCUCCAAAGAAAGAUGAUAAGAAAGAUACUAAAAAAGGAGCUAAAGAAGCUGUAACAGUUGCACCAAUUGUAGAACCUGAAAAGGUUACUCCAGAAAAAGAGUAUCCUAAAAAUUUCGAUUUGGUUUUCAUUGUAUAAGGUUUUCCUCAAGUACCUUAGGAAUAGAUAGAAUUAAUUAUACAUGUUAAAGAGAGAGUGAUUAAUUGGGGUGUUGUUGAAAUAAAUUAAACUGAAUAACCUGAAGAAUUCUAAGAUGAUUUUGAAAAAAGAAUGGAAGAUUUUGUUCCACCACCAACUAUAAAACGUCAAUAUUCAGAAGAAUCACUUAAUUAUGCUGCCAGUGAAAGAAGUGUUAUUGAUGAUAUUAAAUAAGCAAGAGCUUCAUCCUAACCAUCUGAUCCAUUAAGAUAAUUGACUAUCAAAGAACUUAUAUUAGAUAUGGAUCUAGAUGCUGAAGAGGAAACUAUUAAACAAUUCUAUGAAACCAUCUUUGAAGAAAUUUGUUAAUUCAGUAUAGAUCAAUAAUAAUAUGCUGAAUGGAUAACCAAUAAGAAACCAAUCCCAUUAAUAAAUAAAGAAGCUCCAAAAGAUCCUUUUGAUCUUGAAAUUGAAAGAAUAUAACAUGAAGCUUAAUUAGUAGAAGAAUAGUAAAAAGCAGCAGAAGAAGCUGUAUUAGCUGAGAAAAAUAAAAAGGGAGCCAAGAAGGAAGCAAAGAAAAAUGAAGCUGAAUUAGAAGCUGAAAGAUAAGCAGAAGCUGAAAAACAUAGAUUAAAUGAAUUAAGAAAAUAAUAAAUUUAGGAUGCUAUUGAUUAAUAAUUGAAGAUGAAAACUAAAUUACAUCUAUAAUAUUAUAAGAGACAAUUAUCUGAUGUACAAUUAUAAAAAAUUGGACCAGGAAUUUUAUUAGAAUGUUUAUUAGAUUAAUUAUAAGCUGAAUCUACUUAUUUGAGCAACUCAUAAAUUCCUCCUAGUCUUGAGGAUUAAGAUGAUUCAGAUUAAGUUAACAAAAUUUUAGCUAAUUUAAGAGGUUAAGGAAAUGAAUCAAUUAAAAAUAGAAAGUAGGAUUAAGUUACAGAAUCACCUAAAUAAUUAAUAUUAGAUGAAUGUGAUUGGAUUGAAAUGAGAGCUUAUUUUGCUUAAUUACAUGAUCAAUAAUUGGUUGUUGAUAGAGAACAUAAGAUAUUUGAUAAUCUUUGUUAUCCAGGAAUAGAUAGAUAAGGUAUGCCUGAAAUUCCAGAAAAAUCUGAAAAAAUGAGAAAAGCAAUUAAAGCUAAAUUACAUCCAUUUGUUAAUGUUGAUGUCAAUGAAUUUGAGAGAAGAUAAUUAUUAUUAUAAUUUGAAGAUUUAUUAAAGGAAAAUGAACCUGAAAAGGAAUGGCAUUUUGGUGAUAGAAUUUAUAUGGAAAGACACAAUAGAAAUACUUUAAGAUAGAAAUUCUAUGAAGCUUUAUUGCAUGAUCCUUAAGUUAUUAUGAAAUAUUUACCAGAUGAUGAUGCUCUUAUGAUAUGUUGCUAUUAUAAAAACCCUCCUGGAAGAACUUUAAGGAAAAAAUGGUCAGCUGAAUGGAGAGUAUUACCAAAUCUUGAAUAUUUUAUUUAAGUAAGAAAUUUUAAUAGUGAUUACUUUUAUGAUAUUGAUUAUCAAAAAAUUGGAGCUAUUACUGAAAGAUGUAAAAUUAUGUAUCCUACAGAUAAUUCUUUAAUAUUAGCAACUAAAUUUACUGUUGGUGAAAAAGAACGUCUUAGAUAUAGAGUGAUUAAGGAGAAUGUUAUCUUUGGUAUUUAAUGUGGAUUUUAUGCAUAAUUUAAGGAACCAAGAAUGAGUGUUUAAGAUUAAAUAAUGAAUUUAACAUUUAAAAAUGGUUUAUGUUUACGAUUUACAUAGUUGGGAGAAGUUGUUUAAUAAUAUCACCAUCAAAAAGUUUAAGAAUAAUCAUAACAUUAAUUUAAUCUUUAUGACAAUACAGAUAUGAAUUCUGAAUAGGAAGUUAGAAGAGUAAUCACUGGAUAAGGUUCAGUGAUUAUAUAUAAAAAAGAUGGUUCAAUAAUUAUUUUAUAUUCUAAUGGUAAUGUUUCUUAGUAUAAAAAUAAUAUGUGGAUUACUACUAAUAAUAAAGGUUAUAGAUAGUCUCCAAAAGGAGUAGAAAAGAUACCUUGUGCAAUCAGAACAGAUCCUGAGAGUGGAUCUAAAGUGUAUAUUAGAGAUGAUUAAACCUUAAUUAUUUACUAUAAAGAGGGCUACUAAUAUACAUAACAUUAAGAUGGAACCAUAAUGUUAUUAAAAGGAGAUAAAAUUAUUGUAGAACAUCCCAAUUUUGCAAGUGUAGUUGUUACCAUUGAUAAAGCUAAAUAAAGAUCUGGAACUAUUAUUAAAAAAAAUAAUAUAACUGUUGGUUUUGAUAACAUCCUUGAUAGAAGUAAUGAUGGUAGAAUAGUUGAGACAUUUUAUUAAGGAUGUAAAGUAAUUUCAUAUCUUGAAAAGUAAGAGAUACCAGAUUCAAAAUAAUACAAAACUAAUAGAAUUCAUCUUCUUUACACAUAAGAUGGAUGUGUGAGCAAAUGUGUUGCUGAUGAAGAAGUAGUUAUUAUUACAGCAGAAGAAAGAGUUAGAUUAAAUAACUAAGGUGAGAGAAGACAAUUUGGUUAAGACAUUGAUUAUUGGAUAUAAUUAUAUUCUCCCUCUGAGGAUAGAAAAUCAGGAGUCUAUACUAUAGAUUUGGAGAGAAAAUGUAUUUUUACUAAAGAUGAUGAAUCAAACUAUUUUGAAAUUGAUGAGGAUGGUCAUGUUGUUACUAAAUUAUCUACAACAUCACCAUAAAAUUAAGAACCUUAUACUCCAGAUCAAAUUCCAGAUGGUAUCUUUGUAGAUGAAGAUAAUAAAGUUUUACCUACUCCUAAAUAGUGGAUUCCUCCUAGAUUAUUUUUGGUUAGAAAUGAUAACACAGGAAUUGAACUCUAUAAUUAAUAUUAAUUAUAGGAUUAUUUUAGAUUAAAAUCAGAAAAUGCUUUUUGUACUAAAAUAAAUGAAGAAUUACCUAAUAAUGUAAAAUCCAUAUCUUUUAUUACUGAAUUGAAAUAAUAGAAUAAGAAAUUCAUUGAUGUUAAAAUUCCUCAAACUUUAGAUAUAGUACCUAAAAUUAUAUAAAAAACAACUAUUAUUGCACAUAGAGUAUUUACUUAUCGUAAUUUUUUGGAAUAUCCACCUUUUGAAAAAGAAGAAAGAAUUCAUCAUGAACUUUCUUUAUAAAAAUUUGAGACUUGGUAAAAGAAUUUAUUAAAAACUUAAAAUGAAUUUGGAAUACUUUAAAAAACAGAGGAAGAAAAAGAAAUUGAAUUUACAAUAUAAAUGAAAAUAUUAGAAAGUAGAAGGACUGACUAUUCAACUGAAUCUUAUGAUUAAGCUAAAAGCAAAAUAUAAAUACCAGAAUAAUAAAUUACUUCAGUUGAACCUUUAGAAUAAACUCUACUCAAAAGUGCUAGAGUAUAAUAAACUGUUUAAUAAGCAUUUGUAGAUUUAUCAAGAAAAGCUUAGACUAUUUAAAUCUAAAAAUAAUUCAAACCUUUCACUGAAGUUAAAGGAUUUGCUACUCACUAUUUUGAAACUAAUGAGGGUAUAGAAUAUUUGAAAUUUGCUCCAGAAAAUCCACCCAUUAAAAAACAAAGAUAAAAAGUAGUUUAAAUAAAUGAUGAACCAUAAUAAUUAUAGUAAAUAGAAUAAUUUGAAAAUUAACCAGAAGGUGUUGUUCCUUUAGAAUAACUUCCAUUACCAUAAUAUAAUAAUAUUACAAAAGUCAUUAUUAAACCAUCUGUUUUUACAUAGGCAGAAAUUGAUGAGGAAAUAAGAUAAAAGAAAUUAAAUGAUGAAUCAAUAAAAUAUAGAAUGUCUAAAAGAAAAGAUAUUGAUGUUUAUGGAAAAGAAAGAAAAGAUAAAAAACUUGUACCUUGUCUAUUAAAGACUAAUCCAAAAUUAGAACUUAAUCAAAAAUAUAUAUUAACAGAUGCUACUACUGAUAAUCGUGUCAAAAUAAGUUCUAUGGCUACUAGAGUAUAUCAAUAGGCUGUUCCUGUUAAUCAAAUAAGAAAUGAAGGCAUGCAUUAAACUAUAAUUAGAACUCUUGAUAAGAAAAACAAUUUGGAUGAACUUAUGGAUAAAAAGAAUCUUAUGGUUACUGGAGAUAUAAAUGAUAGAUUAAAAAAAGACUUAUUAAUAUAUCCUAUUACUGUAUAAUUUGGAGAACUUAGAUAAAAUGGAAAAUAUGAAUAUAAAAUCAAUGUAAAAAAUGAAGAUAUUAUGGCACAAAGAAUUGUUUUAAAAUAGCCUACAAAUAGUAAUAUAAAAGUACUCAUGAAAUAAAUGGGAUCUGUAAAUAUCUAUAAUAUUUUCUAUUUUAGAUUUCUUUAGGAUUAGUGAGAGAAGUAUUCAUUCAAAUAACAACUGAUAAAUCAGGUCAAUUCUCUGAUGAGUUCUAAAUAUUGUCUAAACAUUCAAUUUAUACAAUCCCAAUCAAUGGUAAUGUGCUAGAGUAAGCAAUCUAUGACAAACUUAACACUGAAUAAAUUAAACUCUCUAGCAAACCUUUGCUAAAGAAAAAUGUCAAAGAUUUAUUUUAGGUAUUAUUACUUAACACUAUCAUUUAGUCAAUUAAAUAAUAAAAUAUAAUUGGAGAUAGUUAAGAUUCAGAUUUGCUACCAAAAAUUAACUAUGAUAAAAAUUAUAAAAUUGAUCCAUUUCAAAAUCUAAAGAAAGAAGAUUUAUCAGAUGAUGAUGAAAAUUGA
Messenger RNA from Paramecium primaurelia, 5173 nucleotides. The record is from the annotation of a GenBank genome assembly. NCBI's taxonomy places the organism in Eukaryota, Ciliophora, Oligohymenophorea, Peniculida, Parameciidae.